UGUGUGUGUGUGGAUGCGUGUGUGUGCGUGUGUGUGUGUGUGUGUGUGUGUUAAACAAAUAAAGGAACAUAGCAGCAACAGCAGCAGCACAUGCAGGCAGACAUCGUUAGUUCCACCAUGCUCAUUUUCUGUGUGUGUGCAUUGUUGGUGAGUGUGUGUCAGUCUCUCCCUAUCGUCGGGUGGAUUCAGUCUCCUGGUUAUCCACAUGGAUAUGGUUCAGACAUAUCAGAAACGUGGAAACGCUGUGCACCACCGGGUCACGUCCUCUCACUCAGACUGCUGCACCUGGACCUGGAGGAAAGCUACGAGUGUGAGAACGAUGUCCUGAAGAUUUCUGAGGAUCACAAUCUCCUUGCUAACUUGUGCGGCAGAAUGACCCUGGAGGAGCUGCAGUCGUCUGUUAAUCCCUCGCUCCGGUCAUCCUCCGGAGGCUGUCUCUCUCUCACCUUCCAGUCUGAUUACUCCAACACGGAGAGACAUGCAGGAUUCAAGGCUUUUUACACGACACAAGAUGUUGAUGAGUGCUGGGAGAAUGAUGUGGUGUGUUCUCAUUUCUGCCAUAAUUACAUCGGAGGAUAUAGCUGCAGCUGUAAACCGGGUUACUACCUUGAUGAAGAUCAACAUGAAUGCCGUGCCAACUGCACAGAGGAGCGUUAUGGAGCAGGAGUGUUAAAGCCUCCUGGAAGUCCCGGGCCGUACUUUGAGAAUGCUGACUGUUUAUUCAGUCUCUCUGUGGAUGAAGGGAACCAACUUGAAUUAAAAUUCACUGGAGUGUUUGAUGUGGAAAGCAGAGACGGACGAUGCGUUGACUUCUUAAAAAUUAAGACAGACACUGAGACCUUUGGGCCAUUUUGUGGGAAAAACAGACCUGCUGACAUCCUCACCGCAGCCCAACACGUUAAAGUCAUCUUCCACUCGGACCUGGAGGGAACAAAUCAAGGCUUCUCUCUCGAGUACAAACCUAAAGGAAUGGAAUGUUCUGGAAAAGUGACGCCCGACUCCACUGUGUCUCCUGUGAGAGAUCGGUAUCAAGUGGGCGAGACGGUCACUGUGCGCUGUGUGACUGGAUACGUUUUAAUUGAUUCCACUGAAACUUUUACAUCCACAUGUCAGUUAAAUGGGAGGUGGAGUCCCAUAUACAGCUGUGAAUCGGUGAAUUGUGGGCAUCCUGAGCUUCCAGAUUUGAUGGACCUGACAGAGGACAACCCACAAACCUUAUAUGAGCACACCAUCAGUGUUAAGUGCUCUUCAGAGUACUACAAACUGGAUGGAAAUGCUAACUUCACCUGUGAUGCUACAGGAGAAUGGGUGGCUGAAAACAGACAGACAUUUUCACAACACACACCGCAGUGUGUCCCAGUAUGUGGCAUAACUACAGAAUCUGCUAGAAAAAGGAUUUUUGGGGGAGAAAACGCCACCCUGGGGCAAAUUCCCUGGCAGCUCCUGGUUAAAGAACCUCAUCGAGGAGGUGCGUCUCUAAUUAAUGACCGUUGGGCCAUUACAGCUGCUCACGUGGUAGAAAACCAGAGAUCACUGAUUUUUGCUGGAGGGAUGGUCAACGCUAGGGCCAAGGAGAAGGUUGAAAUGCAAACAGAGAAGAUCAUAAUUCACCCCGGCUAUAAAAAACCAAACUUCGAUAACGACAUCGCCUUGGUGAAAAUGUCUUCUCGGGUCCCUCUCAGUGAAAAUCUCAUACCGGUUUGUCUUCCGGAGAAAAAAACUAAUGGACCAACGAUGGAGGGAAAGAUGGGGACAGUCUCAGGGUUUGGAGCGACAGAUAAGAGGAUAAAAAGUCCAUUUCUGCAAUAUGGUCACGUGAAAGAAUACCCAGGUUUUUGUUUUCAAAGUAAUCUGAAGGUCACUGAUAACAUGUUUUGUGCUGGAGACGCUGAUGGAGGUGUGGACAGCUGUAAAGGAGACAGUGGGGGUCCACUCGUCAUUCCCUUGUUGGGGUUUGGAUCUCUCAACACACCUUACCGCCUCAAGGGGAUUGUGUCAUGGGGUCCUCCUGUGUGUGGAAAUAGAGAUUAUAAAGGUUAUUAUACCAAAGUGGAGAAUUACCUGGACUGGAUUAGAGAAAUGAUGGAGAAAAAUUAGCAUGCGACUAAAACGGCUCGAACCGUCCAUCAGCCUUCAUCCAAUAAAUACGUCAGGAUGUGAUCUGUGGUUGAUUUUUCAAAUUCAUGCUAAGGUGAUUUUACGUUAUCUACACACAAAUGUGCAGGUUUAAGAGUGAGUUUGUAGCCUUCAUUUCAAAUCAAAUACCUGUUGCUUGUAAAUCUGAUGAGUUCAGGAUUAUUAAAAUCAUUUUAAACAAUA
Messenger RNA from Pangasianodon hypophthalmus (striped catfish), 2319 nucleotides. RefSeq names its product mannan-binding lectin serine protease 2. Gene Ontology annotation, molecular function: serine-type endopeptidase activity; calcium ion binding. The transcript has 11 exons. The coding region runs from base 91 to 2097 and encodes 668 amino acids. The record is from RefSeq and is a predicted model, not a curated record. Gene Ontology annotation, biological process: complement activation; proteolysis. NCBI's taxonomy places the organism in Eukaryota, Metazoa, Chordata, Actinopteri, Siluriformes, Pangasiidae. Gene Ontology annotation, cellular component: extracellular region.